AACUUGUUACGUUUAUCCCGUCCAAUGGAGUUCAUUCAACUUCAAUGGGAAAUAAUGAAGCUUCCUCACAGCAGCACGCUUCAGACGACGUGGCACCCGAAGAACCAAACAACCACGUCGGCGAUUCUUCUACCUCGGAUCCUUUAACCGAAGACCGAGGUCGCCGGCCUGGGAAGGAACCACUUCUUGAAGAAGACGAGUUGGACCCCAGAGCCUUGUUCAAAGAAAAAAGCCGAAGUGAUCGAGCCGAACCUGGAGAAGACAUAGAAUUGAUUUAUAUCGAUGAACCAGUCUUCCACAAAUCAUUACGUAUUGGAAGCCAUCUCCAAGAGCCACUUCGGUCGGAACUUAUUUCGUUUCUCAAACACAAUUCUGAUGUUUUUGCUUGGAAGCACGAGGAUAUGAAGGGCAUCGACCCCGGUGUCGCAAGCCACAAGCUAAACCUCGAUCGAACUAUCCGACCAGUUGUGCAGAAGAGAAGAAAACUGGGGCCGGAUCGUCAGAAGGCGUUGGAAGAAGAAGUCAAAAAACUCAUCGACAACAAAUUCAUCAAGGAGGCCAAAUACCCGACGUGGGUCUCAAAUCCUGUUCUUGUCAAAAAGAGCAACGUACUGUGGAGACUGUGUAUUGAUUUUUCCGACCUCAACAAGGCAUGCCCAAAGGACAGUUAUCCACUUCCCCACAUAGAUUAUAUGGUUGAUGCCACGUCAGGACAUGAGUUGAUGAGUUUCAUGGACGCUUACUCCGGCUACAAUCAAAUUCCUAUGGAUCCUGAAGAUUCUGAACACACUUCGUUCUAUUCGGCCCGGGGCUUGUACUGUUAUACUAUGAUGCCGUUUGGAUUAAAGAACACCGGAGCCACAUAUCAACGCCUUGUCAAUAAAAUGUUCGCUACGCUGAUCGGUCACACCAUGGAAGUUUAUGUUGAUGACAUGCUCGUCAAGUCGGUGAACGCCUCCGAUCAUAUAAUGCAUCUUCAAGACAUGUUCGCCAUCCUCCGAUCUUAUUCCAUGGUUUUAAAUCCUAAGAAAUGCGCUUUUGGAGUUGAAUCUGGAAAAUUUCUGGGCUAUAUGGUCAGCCAGCGCGGAAUUGAAGCCAAUCCGGCUAAAAUAAAGGCUAUUCAAGAUCUAACUCCCCCGACCUCGGUUAAGGGUGUUCAAGCCCUGACCGGCCGACUUGCUGCACUCAACCGGUUCAUUUUCAAGUCUACAGAUCGUUGCAGACCCUUUUUCGAAGCAAUCAAAAAAGGUAAACGUUUUGAAUGGACCGAGGAAUGCCAGAAAGCUCUUGUCAGCAUCAAAGAGACACUAGUCACUCCGCCGACUCUACAAAAGCCAAAACCCGAGGAAAUGUUGUUCCUAUACCUCGGAGUCAGUGAAUCUGCCCUUAGCGCUGUUCUGUUACGCGAAGAAGGACUGAUGCAAUCGCCUAUUUAUUACGUCAGCAAAGCCCUGCAUGAUGCCGAGUUACGUUAUCCUCCGAUGGAAAAGUUAACAUUUGCGCUCGUCGUUGCAUCCCGGAAAUUGCGACCUUAUUUUCAAGAACAUUCUAUAACUGUCCGCACUUCGUAUCCACUUCGGCAAAUCCUACACCGACCUGAUACCUCGGGACGCAUGGUCAAAUGGGCCAUUGAGCUCGGACAGUUCGACAUCCAUUAUCAAACGAGGACUGCGAUCAAGGCUCAAGCCUUAUCCGAUUUCAUCGCCGAGUUCACUCCGGCCAUAACUGUUCAUCAUGACAAUCAACCAUGGGUCCUCUAUAUUGAUGAAUCCUCAACAGCCAACCGAGCAGGCGCAGGGAUAGUUUUAGCUGACCCGGAUAACCGUUUGUUCU
This is a messenger RNA of Striga hermonthica, 1833 nucleotides long. NCBI's taxonomy places the organism in Eukaryota, Viridiplantae, Streptophyta, Magnoliopsida, Lamiales, Orobanchaceae. The record is from the annotation of a GenBank genome assembly.